GAUAAGAAAAUCAUAUUAACUGCAUGGCCCGUGUCUCCUGAAGACCCCAAGAAGUUCUUGCUGUGCUUAGAUAUUGCAUUAGUAUAAAUACGUAAUAAACACAUUCAUUACUGCACCAUCUAACACCUAAACAUAAUUAUGUCUACCAGGGCUGGUCAAGUCAUUCGUUGCAAGGCUGCUGUGGCAUGGGAGGCUGGAAAGCCACUGGUUAUUGAAGAAGUGGAGGUGGCACCACCACAGAAAAAUGAAAUUCGAUUGAAGAUUCUAUUCACUGCUUUAUGCCACACUGAUGUUUAUUUCUGGGAAGCCAAGGGACAGACACCUUUGUUUCCUCGCAUUUUUGGUCAUGAAGCUGGAGGAGUUGUAGAGAGUGUAGGGGAGGGGGUGACUGAUCUCCAACCCGGCGAUCAUGUCCUUCCGGUGUUCACCGGAGAGUGCAAGGAGUGUCCCCAUUGUAAAUCAGAGGAAAGCAACAUGUGUGACCUCCUUAGAAUCAACACUGACAGAGGUGUUAUGAUUAAUGAUGAAAAGUCUAGGUUUUCUGUCAAUGGAAAGCCCGUAUACCAUUUUCUUGGCACCUCCACAUUCAGCGAAUACACUGUCGUCCAUGUUGGCUGUGUCGCCAAGAUCAAUUCUGCAGCUCCUUUGGAGAAAGUUUGUGUUCUUAGCUGUGGAAUAUCCACAGGUCUUGGCGCUACGAUUAAUGUUGCAAAACCAAAAAAGGGCCAAUCUAUUGCUGUUUUCGGACUGGGAGCUGUAGGUCUUGGGGCUGUUACAGGGGCAAGGAUAGCAGGGGCUUCAAGGAUUAUAGGUGUUGAUAUGAACCCCAGCAGAUUGGAAGAAGCUAGGAAGUUUGGAUGUACUGAGUUUGUGAAUCCAAAAGAUCACAAAAAACCAGUUCAACAGGUGAUUGCUGAGAUGACUAAUGGUGGAGUGGAUCGGAGUGUUGAAUGUACUGGAAGUGUCCAAGCCAUGAUCUCAGCAUUCGAAUGCGUCCACGAUGGUUGGGGUGUGGCUGUGCUGGUUGGUGUUCCAAACAAAGAUGAUGAAUUCAAAACUCAUCCCAUUAAUUUCCUUACCGAGAGGACUCUCAAGGGCACCUUCUUUGGCAAUUUCAAACCUCGUUCUGAUAUCCCAAAUGUUGUGGAAAAAUAUAUGAAAAAUGAACUGGAUUUGCAACUGGAGAAAUUUAUCACUCACUCAGUGCCAUUCUCAGAGAUCAAUAAGGCAUUUGAUUACAUGCUAAAAGGAGAAGGCCUGAGGUGAAUCAUUCGCAUGGAGGGUUAGAUAUCUACAAGAUUAAGUAUGAGUGUGUGACUAGUUGAGCUAUAUAUUGCCAGAGAAUAAGUAUGGCUUUGUAGAUUUGACUUAUAAGAGAUUGGUUUUUAAUAAUAAAAUAUUUCCUAAUUUUGCUC
Molecule: messenger RNA, 1415 nt
Organism: Pistacia vera
Lineage: Eukaryota; Viridiplantae; Streptophyta; Magnoliopsida; Sapindales; Anacardiaceae
Product: alcohol dehydrogenase 1-like
Exons: 10
Coding region: 139-1266 (375 amino acids)
Biological process (GO): formaldehyde catabolic process
Cellular component (GO): cytosol
Molecular function (GO): S-(hydroxymethyl)glutathione dehydrogenase [NAD(P)+] activity; zinc ion binding
Source: RefSeq, a predicted model, not a curated record